AUGAUUAUUGUAGCACUGCCCGCUAUGGUGUACCUCACGAUAGGCAGGAUGGAGUCGCUAACGCAAGGAAUUCUAAGGUUCAAACCUCAUGGAGCUGCUAGUAUAGCUAACACAAGUUUCUUCUUGUGGACUCCUUUGAAUUUAGUGGCAAUCAAGUACCUGAUUGUAACUGCUAAGUAA
Messenger RNA from Acanthoscelides obtectus, 180 nucleotides. Lineage: Eukaryota; Metazoa; Arthropoda; Insecta; Coleoptera; Chrysomelidae. The record is from the annotation of a GenBank genome assembly.